Messenger RNA from Owenia fusiformis, 1629 nucleotides. Lineage: Eukaryota; Metazoa; Annelida; Polychaeta; Sabellida; Oweniidae. The record is from the annotation of a GenBank genome assembly.
AUUCUAAUACUCAGACCAUCUCUGCAAACAAGAAGGAAAGGAAACUAAUAGGAGUCAAUGAUAUCUUACGAUGGGUAAAAUUUGCUAACGUUUGUUACACGUUGCCAAUGUCAGCUUGGCUUACUAUUUACCUUAUUUGAGAUUAUAUACAAUUACAAUUUGAUUUAAAUUGAUGAAAACACUCUGGCUUCAUAUUUGCCUAAUUUGAGAGUACAGAAAAUGGCAGCUUGAUUAAAACUUUAAAAUCAUAAAACUGAGAUUAAAUGUAAUGUUAAAUUAGGUCUAACAGGUUGAUUUGACAAAAACUCAACCUUUUGCUAUUCACCUUGACAAAGUAACUGAACAGAUAAAAUACAAAGCUGGAGAUUUAUCAAAAUACUAAGAACUAACAACAUCAAAUUCUUCCGAAAUAUCGGCAAUAUUUUUGCAAGUUUAAUAAUGGAAACCUCUACAGCGGGAAGUGCUACAUUUGACGUAAUUCGCAAUUCAACAGUGAUGACAACUACGAUAAGAGCCCAUUCCAUCGAGGACUAUGUAGAAUACCAAAUAGGAAUCGCUUUGUGGAAGUAUAUGUCACCUGUCGUUAUCGUACUUGGAGUCAUUGGUAAUAUUCUAUCAUUUCUAGUCACGACAUUUACAAGUAUGAAGCAGGCCAACAUGUCCAUAUAUCUCUCCGCGUUGGCGGUAUUUGACACAGGAGCACUCAUUGUUGGUCUAGGCCAAGCGUGGAUUUUGCAUUUGUUCAAAUUUGAUAUUAGGGAGGCACAUGAAUGGGCCUGCAAGAUCCACGUGUUCUUCACCUAUUUAUUUAUUGACCUAUCCGUCUGGAUGUUGGUGAGCGUCACAAUUGAUAGAGUCAUCUUCGUGUACCUCCCAUUGAGAGCAAGAUCAAUAUGCACAAGAAGGAACGCCAUAAUUGUUAUCAACCUUAUUGUAUUGUUCAUGGUUGGCAUCAACUGCAAUUUGAUGUUUACACUUGGAGAACGGGGUAAUUUUAAUUGCUAUUAUUUGAAGGGGUUUGUAAAAUUUCACACUUUAUACUGGCCCUGGAUCCAGGCAUCAGUUUCCUCGCUUGUGCCAUUUGCCAUUUUGAUCGUUUGCAACAUGUUAAUCAUAAUCCAGUUGUUGAGAGUGAGGAACAACAGGAGAAAAAAACUAAACGUCUCCAAUUCGAACAAAGACGACAAAACACGAUCUAUGACAAUUAUGCUUGUGAUGAUAUCUGUAUUAUUUCUUUGUUUCACGGCUCCAAUCAGUGUCGACAUCAUCAUUAAACUAAGCAAACGGGCCAACACGGUUGAGCGGGCUCCAACUACAUUAGCUGAACAAGCACGAUCGGUUCUAUCUUCGGCUAUUGUACACAUGCUAAUGUAUCUUAACAGCGCUUUGAAUUUCGUUAUGUAUUGCCUGAGUGGAAAGAAAUUUCGGGAUUCCUUGAAAGAGUUAUUAUGUCGAAAGAAAACAAUCUGCGGAGGAUGUAUGAGGUUAAGUUCGAGUCAGGACGCAACAAACGCACAGAAAAAUGUUAGCAUCAUACCGCAGUCAAACCAAUCAAACUCGGAAAACUGGAAAGCCAAACUUAACUCAAGUUCUGGUGUAUCAACGGUUGACGAGGUCACAAAGUUCUAG